This is a messenger RNA of Perkinsus marinus ATCC 50983, 942 nucleotides long. RefSeq lists its product as hypothetical. The coding region runs from base 1 to 942 and encodes 313 amino acids. The transcript has 4 exons. NCBI's taxonomy places the organism in Eukaryota, Perkinsozoa, Perkinsida, Perkinsidae. The record is from RefSeq and is a predicted model, not a curated record.
AUGGACUCGUCAUCAUACCCUCCUCAUCCCUCUCAUGAUGUUGGUCGUGCCGAAAUAGUCCUCAAUGCCGCCAACCUCGGCUUCGCCUACGGAAGUGCAUGCCUUGGUCGAUCUAGUACGUUCGAUUGGCGAGGAGUACUGACGGCCUGGCACUAUCAUAAAAUACGCGGCAUUGAGAGGUGUCUGGUCGCUGUUAACGAGUCCUUGCUGAGGCAUAACCCGGAUGUACCCUUGGAGCUGAAAGAUAGUUUGUCUAAGGCUCCCCCAAGAGACGGUAUGAAGGAUUUGGACGACUUGCUCACUAUUCGACUGGCCAUGGUAAACGAUGCUCAGUUCGUUGACAAUGAUAACUACAGGGAUUGGGUUGAACGGUUGCAAGAUGACAAGGAAACGCUGAAAUGGUUCUUGAACGAAGGGAUGAAAAACCAUUGUUAUUACAGCAUGUCAGCUGAUGGUGAAUUUACUCCAGUCUUAUCCGCUCCCAUGCCUCGAUCUGCAAUGGAUAUUGAUGAGGACUUGAAUGGUGACGACAACGAUGCAAAGGACGACGAGGUUAUCCCUGUUGGGUUCAGUGCCUAUCAUCUCGAUAAUCAACAGGACGCUAGUGCUAUUCCUGGUACUGUCGCUGAGCCUCACGUCAUGAAACACUUUGGAGGUCCGAGGAAGCACCCAACAGGUCCAUACAUGCAUCCUACGAGAGCUGCUAAUUUCUCUAGGAGUCAUCGGACGGAGCCUUCCGUUAUGAACUCAGUGACUCAGUAUAAAGCCGUUAACGACUCUUGGGAGGAUGGGUCAAUCCAGUUCAGCAAAGAGUUGCAUCUCAGUUCCUUCAACAAACCAUUCUGUGGUGGUGGUGGAUCAGUAGUUAACGGUGGCGUUGAGGAGUCGUGGGAAGACAACACUGUGGCGUUCGUUACUAAAGAUGGAUUUGAUUCUCAUUGA